UGGGCUCAAUCUCCUGAGUAUAUUUUUUUGAACAUCAAAUUUUCUCAUCGUUGGAGCUCCCCAGGUGCCUUGAAAGUAAAGGAUGAAAAAAUCGUUUCUAAGAAAAACAACUUCUCCUUUUCUGCUCUUAGCAACGAUUCAAAUUCUGUAACAAAAAAGUAUAUAGUUGAUUUGACCUUACUAGAUAAUAUUAUAGAAUCCGAGACCAAAUACAAUUUUGCUUCAGUCGGAAAAGUAGUAGUCACCUUAAAAAAAGAAAAAAAAAAAAUUUGGAACAGGCUCCUACUGUCAAAAGAAAAGUAUCCAAAUAUGCAAGUGUGGUGGGAUAUGAAAGAAAAAUAUUAUGAUAGCGUUCAGAAUUUUUUGAAGGAAGAAAAAAAGAACUCUGAUAAGUUACAAGAUGAUAUAGAUGAAGAUGAAGAAAAAUAUUUUGAUGAGGAAAUUUUAAGGGAAGCCAAAAAAAAAAGUGAAGAAUAUGAUAAAGAUGAUGAAGACUUAUAA
Molecule: messenger RNA, 501 nt
Organism: Plasmodium gaboni
Lineage: Eukaryota; Apicomplexa; Aconoidasida; Haemosporida; Plasmodiidae
Product: co-chaperone p23
Exons: 4
Biological process (GO): chaperone-mediated protein complex assembly; protein folding
Cellular component (GO): nucleus; cytosol
Molecular function (GO): protein-folding chaperone binding; Hsp90 protein binding
Source: RefSeq, a predicted model, not a curated record